Mya arenaria is the source of this 1719-nucleotide messenger RNA. Its product is annotated as heat shock 70 kDa protein 12A-like. Gene Ontology annotation, molecular function: ATP binding; ATP-dependent protein folding chaperone. Lineage: Eukaryota; Metazoa; Mollusca; Bivalvia; Myida; Myidae. The record is from RefSeq and is a predicted model, not a curated record. The transcript has 4 exons. The coding region runs from base 1 to 1719 and encodes 572 amino acids.
AUGGCAAGCAAAGCUCAAAGCAAUACUAUGAUGGUGGCAGCUUUCGACUUUGGUACCACGUAUAGCGGUUAUGCGUACUCCUUCAGACACGACCCCAAUACUAUUCAGACAAAUCAGAACUGGUAUGCAGGAGGUGGUGCUUCAAGAUUAGUGUCACUGAAGACGCCUACAUCCGUCCUUUUAAAUCCAAAGGAACGGUUUGACAAGUUUGGUUUCGAGGCCGAGGACAAGUAUGCAAGCCUAACUGAAGGUGGUAAGCACCACGGCUGGAGACUUUUUUGGAGGUUUAAGAUGGUGCUGCAUAGCACUAAGCACUUGACAAAAGACGUAGAGGUGGAGGACUUUUGCGGAAAAAAGAUGAAGGCUUUUCCGUUGUUUGCCAUGUCGAUUAAAUACCUGAAAGAACACUUAUUUGCGGCGAUUACGAGGCAAACGACAGGAUUCGAGGAGACGGAUAUCCUGUACGUGUUGACCGUCCCAGCUAUCUGGGAUGACAAUGCUAAGUGGUUUAUGAGGGAAGCGGCAGUAACAGCUGGAGUAGACCCAAGACGCCUAAAGCUGGCCUUGGAGCCGGAAUGUGCCUCGGUCCAGUGUGAGACGCUGAGCAUGGCCUUUAAGGGCGCUGUAACGGUUCAAGGAUCACAGUUCAUGGUCGUCGACCUUGGAGGAGGCACCGCAGAUAUAUCUGUUCAUGAGAGAAAAGCAGAUGGAACCCUGAAGGAGAUCCACAUAACCAGUGGCGGUCCAUGGGGAGGCAUCUAUGUGGAUGAAAAUUACAUGAAAAUGUUGAAUGAACUCUUUGGAGAAAAAGCUAUUACCGAACUUCGAAAGACUGAAAUUAAUGAUUAUUUUGACGUCAUUCGGGAAUUUGAACAUAAGAAACGAUCAUUUGACACUGAAAAAACAAACCAAUUAAUUGUUCGUAUUUCUGCCUCGCUGAGAGAUCUUGCGGAAAAGUAUUCUUCCAAAUCUUUAGAGGAACGAAUUGGGACCUUACAAAUUGACAAUGCCAUCGCCAAGAAAGGCAAAGACAAGCUACAGUUUGAUACAGCAAUUUUCAAGGCCUGGUUUGAAAGACCAAUCGAUCUGCUGAUGCGGCAUCUAAAGUCUCUUUUAGCUGAACCAAAGAUGCGAAGCGUGCACACCGUUAUUCUGGUGGGCGGAUUCGGCGAAAGCCCGUACGUUCAGAGGAGAAUCAAAAGUGAAAUAACCGGCGUGAGACUGAUCGUCCCAUCAGAAGCAGGUCUCACCGUGUUGAAAGGCGCUGUUCGGUUUGGACUCAACCCCGAUAUUGUCUCCUCUAGGAUUAUGAAGUACACGUACGGGGUAGCUGGAUAUAGGGACUUUGAUGAAAAGAAACAUCCAGAGGGGAAGAAGAAAUGGUUGAAUGGAGAAUGGUCGGUGCCUAAAUGUUUCAAUGUGUACAUUCGGGUAAAUGAUGAGGUGAGAGUGAAUCAACAGGUAAUCAUGAAAAGUAUUCCUACUUCUGAAAUUACUCUCACGUCCGUCUAUAGGACGACACAGGAGAACCCCGAGUACACGACGGACCCCGGAUGUGAACUACUAGGGACUAUAAGGCUAGAGUGUAGCAAGGAUAUCCCAUUACAGCACCAGGUUUUAGAAACUACGUUUAUGUUCGGGGGUACAGAACUUCUUGUCAAAAAGAAGAACAAGACCACUGGAAAAGAAACCGAUAUGACCUUUGAGUGCUUCCAAUAA